This is a messenger RNA of Synchiropus splendidus (mandarinfish), 4465 nucleotides long. RefSeq names its product zinc finger protein 800-like. NCBI's taxonomy places the organism in Eukaryota, Metazoa, Chordata, Actinopteri, Syngnathiformes, Callionymidae. The record is from RefSeq and is a predicted model, not a curated record. Bases 37 to 2889 code for a protein of 950 amino acids. The transcript has 12 exons.
UGAGGGACCAAGUGACGUCACAAAGUUGGACAGAAGAUGUUCUGUCACCUGAGUGUCUCGGACGGGACCACAAGUGUCGGACCCAAGUUCCGGUCAGUAAGUUCACGCGACAAAAGUGUCGAGUCAGCUCAGCCGCGAGGGCGCGGGGGUUCGGAGAGGCUCGGUUCGGAGGUGGAGGUGCACCUUUGCGCAGCGGCUGGUGGCGCUCAGCGGAUCUGGUGCACAAAGACAGCGGAACUGGUUCCGGCUGCUGCUCGGCACAGAGGCAGCCACACGAGCGCAGUCUCCGUCCGCAGCUCGCCGACGAAGCCCGCACACGUCCAGCGAGGAGGAGGUGAAGCAGCCCCAGUCAGGAUGGUGAAGACCCCGAGGUCAACCGGGAGGAAGAGCACGACUCCUGUCCACAGAGAGCAGGAUGGUCGUCGAGCAGAUGUGAAGACGAGGUCCAGCGUCCCUCCGACCAAAUCCAGCCCCCAGAGCCCAGGUCAGAGUCCAGUCCCGACCUCCAUCAAGGACCCACCAGAACCACAGGUGCCUGCCAAGCCUCUCUGGAAGCCUAUCCCCCCAUUGCUUCCAGAACCAGAAGCCCAGCAGAGGCCUGAGACCCAUGAGCAGAGCUGUCAGACGGAGGAGCUGCAGCACGGGGCGCUGCACUUGGGUGCGGCAAGGGGGUGUGUGGAGCCCGGGGACCCUCCCCUCCUCCAGCAGCCUCUACAGACCUCCAAGUCAGGCAUCCAGCAGAUCAUCGAGUGUUUCCGCUCAGGAACAAGUCAACUGAAGACGAUGCUGCUGCGUGAAGUGGAGACAAUCUUUGAGUGUAAAUUCUGCCGCAGUCUCUUCCGAGGUUUGCCAAACCUGAUCACACACAAGGAGUACUAUUGCCUGUCCCGCUCUCACGAGGCUGACGUAGGUGAUGACAGGCAGAACUUGGCCAUCAAGGACUUGCUGGAGGCCAUCUACCCCAGAGCCGACCGCCCGGACAACAUAGUCCGACUUGAGCCCAUCCAGACUACGACCAAGGCCGUGUUCCAGUACCUCACCACAGACGAGGACUUGGCCCGGUACCGGUCUCGUACGCCCAGUUCUCGAGAGAGUCCAGUCGCCUGGGAGCCAGAACCAGUGGAUGGAGCAGAGAACGAGCGGUGCAGCCAGGCAGCAGGUUCGGAGAGCCCAUCUCAGAACAGGAAGAAGCGCGACACUGAGGAGGAAGCCAAGGGGUCUCAGCCGGAAGACGAAGGCUCCACCAGCGGGGUGGAGGAUGUCACCAUCUCCUGCUGCCUGUGUGGUCAGGACUUCAACUCACGGCGAAGCAUCCGGCGUCACUGCCGCAAGAUGCACCAGACCAAACUGGAGGAACUUCGCAAAUUCACUGAGACCCGGACGGUUCCCACUAGUCUGCUGUCCAUGGUCAAAGGCCCGAACCGGGACCGCGUCAAACUUGCCAUCGACUUUGGUACCACACGCACUCUCACUGUGCCAACGGGAAAGUCCUGCCAGGUUUGCUUCAAAACAUUUGCCACCAAAGCCAAUGUUCGGCGUCAUUUUGAUGAGGUGCACCGGGGUCUGCGGCGAGACGUGAUGGCCCCCAGUACCUCCUCACGACCCUCCACUGCCGAGGCCAUGAGCCCCAAGAAGUGCAACAACUCAUCUCCGACCAGAGGCAGCAACUCCAAGUCAGCACCACCUGUCAGCACCAAGUCCUCCUCUCAGAACAAACCUGCAGCGCCACAGUCCAACACAGCUAGUCGCUGCUCACUCUGCAAGAGGAACUACAGCUCGCAGCUCAUGUACAAGCGUCACCUGCGCAUCGUUCACAAAAUCUACAGCCUCAAGAAUAAGAAGUCCGCCAUGGUGGCAGCGAGCAACAGCAUCCAGGUGAAACAGGAAGUGGCAGAAGCAUCGGAUCAAGAGGACGUCGAUGACAUGGACACCAGUCCGUCACCGGGCGACAGCGUUAAAAGUAGCAGGGCUGUUCAGACGCAGAUUGUUCCCCACAAGGUGAAGGAGGAGGAAGUGCCAGCUGCCGCGUCACAGGCACGGACGGAAAACUCGGGCGGAGGGAACUUAGUGGCGAAAAUGAGCAAGCUGUCUGUGGGCUUUGACUUCAAGCAGCUUUUCUGUAAACUGUGCAAGCGGCAGUUCAGCUCACAGCAGAAUCUGUCCAAACACAUUGAGCUCCACACAGACGGCAAUGACAUCUUCAUCAAGUUCUACCGCUGCCCACUGUGCCGCUACGAGUCUCGCCGCAAGCGUGACGUCCUGCGUCAUGUGACCGUCGUCCAUAAGAAGUCGUCUCGGUAUUUGGCCAAGAUCAUGCCCAAGCUUGAAAGCCGGGCCGUAAAGCGCCAGGCUGAGGCGGUUCUCAACAGCACCCCAAACACCAAGAAGACUGGCUGCAGCAUUAAGGGAGAGGUGAACGGGCGCCACGCCUCCACAACGCUGACUUCGCCUCCCUCGCCGCCACUCACCCGCAAACAGGAGACGUCCACUGCCUCUGAAUCGACCUUGUCUCCUCUUCUGUCCGCCACCCGAAAGCAACAGGAAGUUUCUAGCAAGCAGGAGCGGCAGCAGCGGCCCACCAGCCCGCCAAUCACCCGCCGCAGCGACAAACUCAUGCAUCAGCGAAACUCCUUCCCUUCACAGAGCGCCAACCAACAGCCGUCCACACGGCGAGUUGAAGGCUCGCCGGAGAGCGUCAAGGAGACCAUGUCCACUGAAGUCAAAGUCACCAAGAACUUCUCUCUGCAUGCCUGCGACCAGUGCGGGAAAGCGUUUGCCAAAAAGGUGUAUCUCGAGUCUCACAAGCGGAGCCACCGUAACGCAGAGGAGACGGAUACAGCCAGCCGGCGCAAAGGCGUCAACACCCGCUCCAAGUCCCUCAUCUGGUGAUACGUGGUGCCAGACACUGGGGGAUGAAGCACAGUGAUAAAAUGAAGGACUUCAACCCGCAACCCUCCUGCUGCUCAAGAACCAAAUAGUCUUCUGACAACAAACAUCAGACGAUGGUGUCAUUGACAGCGUCAUGUGGAGCUGACGCUCAUGAACAAGAUUUGCUUUUCCUGUUUCAUUUUACAAGGCUGAAAUGAACUUGAACCUCGGCGUUACUCUGCUGCUGUUUUUAAUUUUCUCGUUCUCUUAAAGGUUUCUAAUUUUGUCGUUUCCUUUAACAGCCAGCAGGGUGACAGCAGUUCCGUUUGCUAGAUAUAAUUCGAGUAACACAAGAUAUUAAAACUACGUUGGACCAAAUAGUGGAUUGAACUUCAUGAGUGCUUUCAGGGAACAUGAUGGAUGAGGACGAGGGAACAUGCAGGAAGGAUUCACUCAAGUGUUCUUGAUGACUGUAGUUCAAAAAGAUUUUCAGUUCUUACUGCGACUUUUGUUUUGUUAUUGUAGUGCCCGGUGUCUCCAGCAGGAGCCGCGCUUUGACGAAACGGGAACUUGUCCCGGAUGCCACAACAGCUCUGUUGCCAGACCGAGUUGUUGCUCACCUGUCACCACCUGAUGGUCAGAUGUUUGACUGCUACCCUGAUUGUUUUGUUCCCCACCUGAUGGUCAGAUGUUUGACUGCUACCCUGAUUGUUUUGUUCCCCACCUGAUGGUCAGAUGUUUGACUGCUACCCUGAUUGUUUUGUUCCCCACCUGAUGGUCAGAUGUUUGACUGCUACCCUGAUUGUUUUGUUCCCCACCUGAUGGUCAGAUGUUUGACUGCUACCCUGAUUGUUUUGAUCCUUUUAUACGUCACCUUGUUUUUUAAGGAAAUCACUUAACUUUACAAAUAUUUACGUUGCCAAUGUUGUAGUUCAUCCUUUUUAGAAUUCCUGUCUUGCUGCUGCCUGUAAAGCCUACUGCUGUGUUCCCUCAGGGAACUGUUGUGUUCCCUCCAGGAACUAUAGCUCCUCAAGUUUAUACCCAUUAUUUUAGUUUGCUCAAAAGCAACUGCGAAUACUAGUAAACUGAAGGAGCAACAAAUUGAUUUGGGGUCACACGAUAAUCACUUGUGGGAACAAAAGUGAAGGUUCCACCGAUCCAUCUGGGAACAGAGUGAUUUAUUAGCCAGAGGAGCUUGCAACGGUGAGAAAGUGGAAAGGAGAGGUGGCACGGGAACCGGCAGAAUAUUAUUUGGAGACGGCCUCAGGUUUUAUAACAAUGCAUGUACUGUGAUCCACAAAUGUGGCAGCAACAUGCCAUCAGCACGGACCCCUUUGGCAGUCAGUAAUGACUUGGUUUUGAUUGACAGAUGGGGAACUUCAAGCGGAUGACAUUACUGUCGUCAAACGUGUCUGUAAACACUGAGAACCUUGUGGAGGUUGAAGUGAGCGUGGUCCGCCUGCUCUGGCCUGUCGCACAGGCGUGACCACUAAGAUGGAAGAUUUAACUUUAUUUUUGUACGUGAGCGUGAAGAAAGGAGCAACACAUUUCUGUUUAUGUUUUCAUGCCAGACAAACACGAAUGUGAAUAAAAGCUA